Lathyrus oleraceus (garden pea) is the source of this 2589-nucleotide messenger RNA. Its product is annotated as AUGMIN subunit 8. Lineage: Eukaryota; Viridiplantae; Streptophyta; Magnoliopsida; Fabales; Fabaceae. Gene Ontology annotation, cellular component: nuclear microtubule; cytoplasm. The transcript is spliced from 7 exons. The record is from RefSeq and is a predicted model, not a curated record. Bases 461 to 2287 code for a protein of 608 amino acids. Gene Ontology annotation, molecular function: microtubule binding. Gene Ontology annotation, biological process: spindle assembly.
UUCUGUUUUACAUCCCAAUAUCCCUAAUUUCCAAGGGGACCCCCCUUCCCCUGCAAAUCAACUUUUUUUGUUUUAGUUUUAAUCUUCAGUUAAACACAAACCAACGUUUAAUGAUAAAAAACGUUAAAUGUACGUUGAGACAGUUUCCGCGAGUUUCUCUCAUCCAUUACACCACCAGAUGUUGUUUUCCCUCUCCAUAUUCUUCCUGCCGUGUCCUGAUCUUGUUGGAUUCGGGAUUUUUUUCAUGAAAAAAACAUACCCACUUGCUUUUAUUACCUGCGAUUCUCGAGUUCCUUCUCCAACAGAUCUGAGUCUCUGUAAAGAUAUUUAUUGCAGGGAAAAGGAUCUUCUUUCUGGAUAAUCUGCGCUGUUCAUUUAUUCCAUUGGACUGCCAAAGUUGCUAUAUUUGGCUUAGUUUAAUGAAAACUUCCAUCAAUGUGGUCUGAUUGGGAUAGAGUGGAUGGAUGUAUGUGAAUCAGAGCAAGCAUUACGGAAACAUAGAACUGGGGAGAGCCCAAGACACCCUUUGUCCCCAGCUGAAAAGAACAAUGCAUUCACUACAAGGCGGUCCGGAACUAGGGAAGUUAGUUCAAGGUAUAAGUCACCUACUCCGGCACCUCCAUCUGGUCUUCGUCGGUGCCCAUCUCCAUCUGGUCCCCGGCGAUGUCCAUCUCCAAACAGCUUCACAAGAACAACUGCACCAUCUAAAUUGUUACCCAAGAGAGCUCAAUCAGCUGAGAGGAAUCGGCCUGCAACCCCUCCUUCUCCAAAAAGUCCUUCUACGCCCGUCCAGGACGAUGUGCAUUUAUCCAAAAGGGUAGCUAGUAGCCGUUUGCCAGAGACUCUAUGGCCUUCCACAAUGCGAAGUUUGAGUGUUUCUUUUCAGUCAGAUACCAUUUCGAUACCUGUGAGCAAGAAAGAGAGGCCUGUUACUAGUGCUUCUGAUCGUACUCUACGGCCAACUUCAAACGUGGCACACAAGCAGGUUGAAACAAAAAAUACACGUAAGCCUACGCCGGAGAGAAGGAGGAGUCCUCUUAAAGGGAAGAAUGUCUCUGAUCAAUCUGAGAACUCAAAACCAGUUGAUGGUUCGCAUUCUCGGUUGAUAGAUCAGCAUCGGUGGCCAGGUAGAAUGGGUGGGAAGGUAUCUUCUAAUCCCUUAAAUAGAAGUGUUGAUCAUUCAGAUAAGAUAACCAGAAUGUUGAACAGUUCUGUUCCAGGAACUGGUGUAUCUUCACUUAGAAGAUUGUCUUUACCAGGUGAUGCAAGUAGGCCCUUGCAGAAAACUUCUACUGAUGUUGCAAGGCUAUUGUCACUUGUUGAAAAUGGUAGAAUAGGAAGCGAAGUGAAAUCAUUUGAUGACAGCUUCCAUGUACUAAGACCUCUCAAAUCUGUUCCUGCCACUUCAUCAGAUAAAACAGGAUUAGCAUUUACUGGAGUCAGAUCUCAAGCCUUGAUAUCUCCAAGGUCACGUCCCGCCUCACCUAGUAGGACCACAACGGUAUCUCCUUCUAUUUCAAGAGGCGUCAGUCCAUCUCGGUCAAGGCCAUCUACUCCUCCUAGAGGGGUUAGUCCAAGUCGAAUAAGGGCAACCGGUUCGUCCAACCAAUCCAACGAUUCAAUUUCAGUUCUUAGCUUUAUUGCCGAUUUUAAAAAAGGGAAAAAAGGUGCAGCCUACAUCGAAGAUGCUCACCAAUUAAGACUUCUCUAUAACAGAUACUUGCAAUGGAGGUUUGCCAAUGCGAGAGCGGAGGAUGCAUUUUAUGUCCAAAAUGCAAUUGUUGAGAAAACUUUGUAUAAUGUAUGGAGCACUACUAUGUCUAUGUGGGAGUCAAUUACUAGGAAGAGGAUCUAUCUCCAGCAGCUGCAGCUUGAGCUGAAGCUGAAUUCUAUUAUGAAUGAUCAAAUGACCUACCUUGAUGAUUGGGCCACUCUUGAAAACAGUCAUGUUGAUGCUCUAUCUGGGGCUGUAGAAGACUUGGAGGCAAACACUCUUCGUCUUCCACUGACUGGAGGGGCAAAGGCAGAUAUUGAGCACUUGAAGGUUGCUAUCUGUUCAGCUGUGGAUGUCAUGCAAGCUAUGGGCUCUGCAAUCCGCCCUUUGCUCUCACGGGUGGAAGGCAUGAAUAACUUGAUUUCUGAAGUUGCUAUCGUAACAGCACAGGAGAAAGCCAUGCUUGAUGAAUGUGAAGCGCUACUGGCUUUUUCAGCGUCUAUGCAGGUUGAGGAAUAUAGCCUUCGAACGCAUCAGAUGCAAAUCAAGCAAGCGUUGGAGGUAAAAAAGUAACCAGUCUCAGAAAUUUAGACACACACGAGCCUGACCUGCUGCCAAGCUAACGAGAAAUAGUCUCUUGCGGCUGCACCCAAAGUGCUAGUAUUAGUAUGUAAAUCUUUUAAAUAGGUUUUUUUUUUCCUUCCUCUCUUCCCUCAUAUAUGCUGGAAUUUAUAGUUCAAUUAUCAUCUUUUUCUUUCUAGUCAACACUGGUGACCCAAGCCUUCUUCCACUUGUAAUUUUGUAUCAGGCAAAUGAAAAGAAAAUGCAAAGCAUAGAAGCAAAAUAGUCCAUAUUUACAAUUUGCAUUUAUCUCA